Saprolegnia parasitica CBS 223.65 is the source of this 1221-nucleotide messenger RNA. RefSeq lists its product as hypothetical. Bases 1 to 1164 code for a protein of 387 amino acids. Gene Ontology annotation, molecular function: D-mannose binding. NCBI's taxonomy places the organism in Eukaryota, Oomycota, Saprolegniomycetes, Saprolegniales, Saprolegniaceae. Gene Ontology annotation, cellular component: endoplasmic reticulum-Golgi intermediate compartment; Golgi membrane; COPII-coated ER to Golgi transport vesicle. The transcript is spliced from 2 exons. The record is from RefSeq and is a predicted model, not a curated record. Gene Ontology annotation, biological process: endoplasmic reticulum organization; Golgi organization; endoplasmic reticulum to Golgi vesicle-mediated transport.
AUGCUCAAGCACCUCGUCACGUGGGCGCUCGUGCUGGCGACGGCCGUCGUGAGCAGCGCCAAGAUGGAAGCGCUCUCGUUCGGCGGGCCCUUUGACAAGAUCGACGCCAACGGCCAGCGCUACGUGAACGGCACGUGGAUCCACGGCGGCUCGACCGAGGUCAAGAAGGGCUUCGUACGCCUGACGCCGGACCGGCAGAGCAAGAAGGGCUAUCUCUGGAACAACUGGUUUGGCGAUGGCAUUGGUCUCUGGAUCACGACGAGCCAAAACUACGUGUUUGGCGACAACCACGGCUUCACGGCCGACUUUACCGGCAUUGGCAUCAUCCUCGACACGUUUGCGAACCCGGAGCACAAGGGCGGCCACAAGGACGUGUCGAUCCAGAUCAACGAUGGCACCAAGACCCUCGACAUGCUCAACGACGAGACCAAGAUCGGCUGCGACGCGGCCGUGCGCUACUACGAGGAGAGCGCGUCGUUCAACCCGGUCCACAGCGCGGGUCGCCUCAAGGUCAAGAUUGACCAGAACCGCCUGCGCGUCGAUGUGGAUGCGACCAACCAGGGCGCGUGGACGCGCUGCUACGAAGGCGAGCUGCCGCUGCCGGCGGGCUGGCUGUCGCGCUCGACGAUCGGCGUGUCGGCGGCGACGGGCGGCGUCGCCGACAACCACGAUGUGCUGCAGCUGGCGUCGUACGAGAUGCCGGACGACCCGGCCAUGUCGCAGGCCGACUCGGACACGCUCAUGCACAACCUCUCGAAGGACUACAAGAAGUGGCUCACGGAUCCGUCGUGCCAGACGGACUGCAAGAUUGCGGUGUUGACCAAGGAGAUUGACAACUUUCGCCUCGAGUCGGAGCACAAGCUCACGGACCUCAAGGAGAAAACCGCCAACACGAUCGCCAAGCUUCGCGCGCAGGAGCAGGCCAACGAAGACCGCAUCCAGACCAUUUACCAGAAGAUCACGAGCAUCGUCGAUAGCUCUCUCGACCGCCGCGUGGCCGACCACGCCAACCACGUCAAGGCCAAGAUCGACGAGAAAGUCAAGAACGCGCCGACGGACGGCAGCUGGAAGGGCCCGUUCGUCAUCCUCAUCGUCGUGCUCGGCGCGGGCGGCGCGCUCGGCUAUAAAAAGUACCAGGAGCUGCGCAAGAGCCAUUUGCUUUAGACACUAAGGACUACCCUUCUCUACACUCUUUUACACUUGAUCGUCUUGGAUACCGAU